Molecule: messenger RNA, 861 nt
Organism: Lichtheimia ornata
Lineage: Eukaryota; Fungi; Mucoromycota; Mucoromycetes; Mucorales; Lichtheimiaceae
Exons: 2
Coding region: 1-861 (286 amino acids)
Source: RefSeq, a predicted model, not a curated record
AUGGAUGCUUCAUUGCACAAGAGUGCAUUUCAUCGUAUAUCAUCCACACCACCCGAUUUGAUUGUGCAUGAUGAUUUGAGUGACGAGGAUUCAUCUUGCUGGUCUUCUUCUCCACCACCUUUACCACCAACACCAUCACCAGCAUGUGCUGAUUGUGGAUCCUCGACAUGUUUUGGCACAGCAUGCAAGGCUGGUGUUCUUGCUUCGAUACGAAAACAUGUCGCAUUGGCACGCCAAGGUAGGCUGAGUCGACCGCGUCUUUAUCGACCGCAAAAACGUCGGGUGACCCAGAUCACGGUGCCACCACGCUCAUCAACAACACAUCAACAACAACCAAAACAACAGCAACAUGUUGCAAAGCAACAGCUACUUCCACCAUUGUUGUCAUCAUCACCACCAGCAACAGCACCCAUAACACAACAAGGUCGCCCCUGUAGAGCAAAGGCACCAUGCCAGGCUUGUCGAGAACCUGCAGACAGCUGUAUGAGAAAGGCCUAUAAUUGGCCUUUCCCAACAAGCGACUUGCACUUUGAUAAAGGCCGACCCUAUGUAUAUUUAUGCAACAAAUGUGGUCUUCGGUAUAACAAGAGCGGCGGAUGUGUUUGUCGUCAUUGUCGAUGGGUGCUUUGCAAGGAAGAAAAGAGAAAAGCAGUACAACACAUUGCAUAUAUGCGGCGGACAAGAGGACACGUGGAACCUGAAGACCCGAUCAUUGACUUUGUAUGUUCACCAAAAUACUGGGUCUGUGGUCACCCAUGGAAAGUAGGCUGGAUUUCAGAAAAGGAUGAUGAUGACAACACCACUGCCAUGGAUGAUACCACUUCGCCUCCUCAUUCAUCUGCUACUACUACCCAACAAUGA